This is a messenger RNA of Zerene cesonia (dogface butterfly), 5779 nucleotides long. RefSeq names its product zinc finger homeobox protein 4-like (gene zfh2). Gene Ontology annotation, cellular component: nucleus. Gene Ontology annotation, molecular function: zinc ion binding; DNA-binding transcription factor activity, RNA polymerase II-specific; RNA polymerase II cis-regulatory region sequence-specific DNA binding. NCBI's taxonomy places the organism in Eukaryota, Metazoa, Arthropoda, Insecta, Lepidoptera, Pieridae. The transcript has 3 exons. The coding region runs from base 269 to 5779 and encodes 1836 amino acids. Gene Ontology annotation, biological process: regulation of transcription by RNA polymerase II. The record is from RefSeq and is a predicted model, not a curated record.
UGCCGGCGACCGUUGACAGUGUAGUGUCGCGCGCGCCGCGCUUUGCAACCCGAACGAUAUAAGCAGAACAAAAACUCAGUUCCUCAUCUUCGUGUGUGUUUCCGUGUCACAAGUUCACUGUGUUCUGACUUAAGUGUUGUUUUUGUUCACUCGGAUACUGUACAAGUGUUGUGACUGCGUGUGUAAUGCCGCAAAUUUUUGUUUAGCGGCGAUCACCGGGCGAUGCUCACAGGAGAGCAUGUGAUGCCGGCCCUUGACGCCCGGCGCCAUGCCCACGCCGCUGCAGCCCGGCGGCCCCGCUAGCGGCCCGCCUCCGGAGCGCAAGCGGCGCCGCAAACGCGACGACCCGCAGAGUUCAGCAUCGCUCGAGCCAGACGACGAAGACGGCAAUAUGAGCCCUGAAGAGGAACCUAGGAAUGCGCCGGCAGCCCCGGCGGCCCCUACUAUGGCCCCGUCCUCUGCUCCCGCGCCCACUUCACCGCCCGCCGCCCCGGACGCUGUAGACCUCACUUCACGCCGUGACUCACCGCUCCUGUCCUCUGAUGUUGAACAUUUUGACGGCAAGAUAGUAUACAAUCCUGACGGCUCCGCUUACAUUAUCGAGGAUCCUGAACUAUCAGAGGGUGAAACGAGUCUGUCGGAUUUACCUAAAAUUGAACCGGGCUGCAUCGUUGAUAGCAGAGACAGCAACGUCGUUGAGAGACAACUUGAGUUUCCUCAAAUUGCGAGUGCUUUUUAUGUGUCAAGAAACCCUUCUUUAUAUGGUGCGCUGUAUGGAAGACUGGCUGCUGAAAGAGCGAGAGCGAGGCCUGACGCGCCUGUUAUGCAUAGUUAUCGAGUGUUCAGUUUUCGUGGAGGAAAAGAGACUCCGAGACCCCAGUCUCCAAACCCUGAGUGUCCUAUUAGUGUACCAGUUAAACCAAUUUUAAUGUGUUUUAUAUGUAAACUAAGCUUUGGCUACGCUAAGUCGUUUGUAGCGCAUGCACAGUCAGAUCAUAGUUUAUCAUUACUUGAUACGGAACGCGAUGCAUUAUCGAGGGAAAAUGCAUCUGCUAUCAUUCAAUGCGUUGGAAAAGAUAAAGAACCCCUAGUCUCAUUCUUAGAACCCGUGGGAGCCGCUGCGCCACCACGUGCUUCCGUGUCUGGUAGCCCUGCAAAUAUGUCAGAAUUAUCGAGUCCAUCAGUAGAUAAAAGACUAGACCUUAUGACACCGGAUAGAGAAAAUGACAAUAUGUUACCUAAUGGAUCAUGCGAUGACAGGAGACCAAGUCCACCUGCUUGGAGACCACCUAGAUCAAUGGCUGAAUCAUUAAUGCCACAACAUUCAUUAAUUUCAGUAGCUCAUCCUCAUACCAUUAACGCGUCAGUACAACCACGUGGAAGUCCAAAUUCAUCACCACCAUUCCAAGCAGCUCCACCAGCUUUUCUGUCGGGCACCACAAUAGGAGUAUGCCCGGACCAUUUAGGUGGAAGGCCAUCAGGUGCUGAUUGCCCAAAAUGCGAGCUUAUUUUAAAUUCUGGUAGAUUAGGUGGACCACUAGCUGGUAUGCACAGUCGAAACUCAUGUAAAACGCUUAAAUGUCCUAAGUGCAACUGGCAUUACAAAUACCAAGAAACAUUGGAAAUUCAUAUGAAAGAGAAACAUCCUGAAGCAGAAACAAGUUGUAUUUACUGCAUUGCGGGCCAACCUCAUCCACGGUUAGCAAGAGGUGAGACGUAUACUUGUGGAUACAAACCCUACAGAUGUGAAGUGUGUAAUUACUCGACUACGACAAAAGGUAACCUUAGCAUACAUAUGCAGUCUGACAAACAUCUUAAUAAUAUGCAAGAGUUACAAAAUGGUGGUAAUCCCGGAGAAAGCAACUUACCUCCCUCACAACAUACGCCACCAGGUGCGCAUAAGCCUCCACUACCACAUCACUCACCUUUAGGACAAAAACCAAAGCCUACCUUCAGAUGUGACGUCUGUAACUACGAGACAAAUGUAGCAAGAAACUUAAGGAUACACAUGACUUCUGAAAAACAUACGCAUAACAUGCUUGUACUACAACAAAAUGUGAAGCAUAUGCAGACUUUGUCAGCCUUACAUCAUAGACAACAAAGUCAGCAACAACUUGAAAGUCUUUUGCAUUUCCAUGGGGGAGAUGCCCCACCGCCAAACCCAGAAGCAGCGUUAGCAGAUAUGGCAUACAAUCAAGCGCUUAUGAUUCAGCUGAUGACUGGUGGACCUGGACCAUCUCCACCCGAACUUGGCGCACACUUAGACGUGGGUCUCAAUCCUGACGCCAUGGAACCACCUCCAGAACCAGCUGACCCCGAACCCGAAAGGACUUUCCAUUGUUGUAUAUGUAAUUGUUUCUCCACCGAUUCCUUGGAAGCCUUGGGUCAUCACUUAGCUCAAGACCGCACCAAGAUAAGAGAACAAGAAAUCCUGGCCCUAGUCGCUGGCCAUUACGUUUGCAAAUUAUGCACAUACAAAACAAACUUGAAAGCAAACUUCCAACUGCAUUGCAAAACGGACAAACAUUUGCAAAGGCUACAGCAUGUCAACCACGUGAAAGAAGGUGGACCACGAAAUGAAUGGAAAUUGAAAUUUUGCGGUGGUGUCGGAACUGGCGGUGCAGGUGUAGGUGGUGUGCAAGUGAGAUGCUGUGCGUGUGAUUACUACACAAAUUCGGCGCAUAAAUUACAACUACAUGCCGCUGGUGCUCGUCACGAGGCAGCCACUUUGUUGCUAAGACAUCUUCGAGACUGUGCAUCAAGAAUACCACGUGACCGCCCUCGAGUGUAUCGUUGUGCUUUGUGCGGUUUCGGAGCCCCACAUCGCCUCCCACUUUUGCAGCAUGUGCGCUCCGUCAAACAUCUACAAAUGGAACAAAUCCAUCAACUUCAACGUCGGUCAGAAGGCAAGGAUCCCACACCAGACGUAGCUGAACUCUUCCAAGUCAUACCUCAGCCACCAGAGCUACCUAGUCCAUUUGAUCAACAAGAAAAUGAUACUAAGGAGCCCAUUGAUCAGAAACCUGAGUUGACUCAAGAACAAAAGAUGUUGAGAUUUUUGGAACAACAUCAACAACAACAACAGCAGCAACACCAACAACAGCAACAACAACAACAGCAACAGCUUUCGCAGCAAUCAAUGCAACAAUCUUCGAGCGAGAAAGACGAAGAAGAAGUAACGGGAUCGCACACAUGUCCGUAUUGCAAUUUUAGUUGUGAUAGUGAAAGCAAACUUCACGCUCACGUAAACUCUAUUCAUAGCGAUACAGCGCGGCAUUUUAUUUGUCCUUUAUGCCAAGACGCCUUCAAGGACCGACCUGCGCUUGAACGACAUGUAAUGCAAAUCCAUUCCGUAAACUCUGAAGGUCUACAACGCCUUCUUCUCUUAGUAGACCAAAGCCAUUGGUUGAAUGGCGGUGCACAAACGCAACGAGAAGAUUCAAGGCAAGGCGAAGAAGAUCGCGAGAUUUCAUCUCCACGCUCAGAGGGCAGUGUGGACGGAGAGACAGAGCGAUGCUCGACUUGUAACAGAACAUUCCGCAACGUCGACGAACUCUGUCAUCAUCAAAACGAGUCAGGGCAUUUAGAAUUGAAACAAACACCGCAAGGUCCUGGUUACGUUUGUUGGAAGAAAGGAUGUAAUCGAUAUUUUGAAGCGGCUCAUGCCCUACAGAAUCACUUUAAAGAAGCUCAUGCGCGCAAUUCCAUUGCAAACAUGUCGGUAUCGGAGAAACACGUUUACAAGUACCGUUGUAAUCAAUGUAGUCUCGCAUUCAAAACAGUUGAAAAGCUUCAACUGCAUUCACAAUAUCAUGUUAUCCGCGACGCUACUAAAUGUGUUUUGUGCGGACGCAGCUUUAGAUCAAUACUGGCUCUCCAAAAGCAUGUGGAGACUUCGCAUCCUGAACUGUCUGAAGAUGAAUUAUCUGCAUUCAAGCGAAGUUUAGCGUCAAAUCCCUUAUUGCAAUCAGGCCAGGGCACCGCUUUAGAUCCAGCUACGGCUGAUCUAUUGCGAAAAGAAGCGUUAAGAACACCAGAUGAUGACCUGGGAGAGUUAGAAGACAGAGAUUCGAGUGCCACCGCUGCUGACGAGUCCGGUCACAAUGACGCUGAAAAUUCAGAUGAUUCCAUAAUUUACAAAGAUCAACAAUUCUUAGAAGAUUACUUGAACUCGCAAGCUAUGGCAGAAGAUUCUUAUAAUGAUCCAAACAGAAAAUAUAAAUGUCACAGAUGUAAAGUUGCAUUUACAAGGCAAUCUUAUCUAACGGCACAUAAUAAGACUCUCUUACAUAGAAAAGGUGAAAAAUUAACAUAUCCUAUGGAAAAAUACUUAGACCCUAACAGACCGUUCAAAUGCGACGUAUGCAAAGAAUCUUUCACACAGAAAAAUAUCUUAUUGGUUCAUUAUAAUAGUGUCAGUCAUUUACACAAAUUGAAACGGGCAAUGCAAGAACAACAAAACAACAACAACCCGCCCGUUUCACCAGGCGCGGGAACAGCGCCAUCCAAUUUAACUCUCACUCCAAAAAGUACGUCGAGUGAAGAGGAUGACCGUAAACGAUAUAAAUGCAAUAUAUGCAAAGUGGCUUAUACGCAAGGCAGCACGUUAGACAUUCAUAUGCGAUCUGUUUUGCAUCAAACACGUGCCGGAAAGUUGCAAGAGCUCGCCGCUGCGGGCCACGUUGACUUGACACGGCCUUUAGUAGAGCAGCCGGAUAGAAACGACCCCGCCAAAAUUUUACAAGACGUAUUGUCGCCAAAAAAUACAUCCCCUUCAUCUACGAGCAGCGGGGGGCCGCGUUCCUCACCCCCCGCUCGCCCAGGUAGCCCUCGGUCCCCACGGGCAGGUAGCGCCUCGUGCGAGCGCUGCCACGCGUCAUUCCCAACUGGGGAGCUACUCGACGCACAUCGCGCUACUUUAUGUCCGUUUGGCGAUGCGCGGGCGCACUCGCCGCUUGGUGACGCAGAAGCAGCCGCUCUCGACGAGAUGGUAGCGAAGGGCAAUCCGCCCAAAAGGAACUCGCAAAUGUAUAAACAACUCUUAGAAACGUUCGGCUUCGAUCUCGUCAUGCAGUACAAUGAGAAUCAGCGCCGCAAACUGCAAGAGGAGCGUGAGAUGGCGCGGGCACCGAGCCCGCCGCCUCCACCGCCUGAGGAGAAGCCCCCGGACAGUGAAACGAAAUCGACGUGUCAACAUUGUAAUAAAGAGUUUUCUAGUGUGUUCGUUUUAAAGACUCAUUGUGAAGAAGUGCAUAAAGAUAAGGUUCCUCUCGAGUUUUUGGAACAGUUCGCGGAGCAAUUUAAAUCUGAAUAUGAGAGGAAAUCGGGUGCGCCGAACUCGCCGCGGGCUGCAUCCCCUGCUCCUCAAGGCGAUCGCUCGCCCUCACCCCGUGGUGACAGCAAUAGCAACUUCAACGAGAACGCGAACGGCUCUGGUGAAGCACAGGCUGGAGCUUUACUUGCCGCACAAGUACAAGAGAUGCAGGCAGCCCUCAACAUGUUACAAUUACAACAGCAGUUAGGUCAACUGCAUCCCAUGGUGGCCCAGAUGCUUUCACUGGGGCUGCCCCUCGGCCUGAACGUUGGGGCCCUCGCAGCGAUGAACCUGCAGCCUCCAUUGGUACCGCUAAUGUUACCACCUCCGCCAUUCGAUGCAAUGCCGUUUUCACAUGACGCCCAAUUAAAACAACAACAAUUAAUCCAGCAACAACAACAGGUAAGAUUUUGCAAUAUAUUUCACUCGCUAUCCUAUGAUAAUAACCUAGGUAAAAUUUCAUGA